This is a messenger RNA of Podarcis muralis (Common wall lizard), 1812 nucleotides long. It is a transcript of the gene WSB2, whose product is annotated as WD repeat and SOCS box containing 2. The record is from RefSeq and is a predicted model, not a curated record. NCBI's taxonomy places the organism in Eukaryota, Metazoa, Chordata, Lepidosauria, Squamata, Lacertidae. Gene Ontology annotation, molecular function: protein binding. Gene Ontology annotation, biological process: protein polyubiquitination; intracellular signal transduction.
UGGUGACGGCCGUCGGAACUGGAAGAGGAAACCUCCACCUUGUCGCCGGGAUCGGCCGCUUCCGAUGCGGUCCGGAUGGAGGCGCCUCCGGGGGAGCCUGGACAGCCUCGGCCGCUGCGGGAGCCGCCGGCGGCGGAGAGAGAAGCGGCGGAGGGAGAGCCCAUCCUUUUGGCCGAGCUGAAGCCAGGGCAGCCUCAGCAAUAUGACUGGAAAGCCAGCUGCGAGACGUGGAGCGUGGCCUUUUCCCCGGACGGCAGGUGGUUUGCCUGGUCUCAGGGCCACUGCAUUGUCAAGCUGCUCCCAUGGCCUUUGGAGGGAACCCAGCAGAACUGCAAAGCUUCGGAGUGCACGAAAGCUGAGGCCAGGGGCCGUGGCAGGGCCAAGGAGAAGACGCUGGAGUGUGGGCAGAUCGUCUGGGGCUUGGCCUUCAGCUCCUGGCUGCCUUCCCGUUCAAGGAAACACAUCCUGUGGGCGCCGAGUCCUGCGUGUUUGGUCCUCGCCACUGGCCUGAAUGACGGGCAAAUCAAAGUCUGGGAGGUGCAGACAGGGCGUUUGCUGUUCAACCUCUCAGGACAUCAGGACGUGGUGAGAGACUUGAGCUUUGCGCCUGGUGACAGCCGUUCAAUCCUCAUCUCUGCCUCGCGUGACAAAACCCUGCGCGUCUGGGACCUGGGUCAAAAUGGGAAACAACUGAAGGUGCUGUCUGGACACAUGCGCUGGGUCUACUGCUGCUGCACCUCCCCUGAUGGUCGGAUGCUGUGCUCUGCAGCUGGAGAGAAAUCGGCCCUGCUAUGGAGUAUGGAUUCCUACAGCCUCCUCAGGAAACUGGAGGGCCACCAGGGCUGCGUCGUGUCCUGCGCCUUCUCCCCAGACUCUGCGCUUCUUGCGACUGCCUCGUACGACACCUAUGUGAUCCUCUGGGAUCCUUGCACAGGGGAGCAGCUGAAAUCCCUCUGCCACAUUCCGCUGCAGCCGGCCCUGGACCAUGGCGCUGACUUCCAUGCCAGCUCCCUGCGAUCGGCCUGCUUCUCACCUGAAGGCCUCUACCUGGCGACGGUGGCAGAUGACAGGCUCCUGAGGAUCUGGGCCUUGGAGCUGGGGAGCCCAGUUGCCUUUGCCCCAGUGAAGAAUGGGCUCUGCUGCACCUAUUUCCCCCACGGGGGGAUCAUUGCUACAGGAACAAGAGAUGGCCACGCUCAGUUUUGGACGGUUCCCCAGGCCCUCUCCUCCCUCAAGCACUUAUGCCGCAAGGUCCUCCGCAGCUGCUUCACGACGUACCAGGUGCUGAAGCUGCCCAUCCCAAAGAAGAUGAAGGACUUCCUCACCUACAGGACUUUGUAAGGCUGUGAUGUGGCUUGACGGAGCAGUGCCUGCAGUCCGCUGGACGGAGGGGGCGGCUGGCUUCGCCGAUCGCUCGUGCGAUAAGCUUUGGUGUUUCGCGAUGCAGGGAGGCCCAAACGGUCUGGUUUCCCCCUGCUCCUUUUGUGUGGGUUUACUUGGUUAAAGUGACUUUUUAUAUCUGGACAAGCACAGAUGGGCUAUAGGAAGAAGCUCUUUUGUGUGUCAGCCCUACAGAGAUUUGACUGCUGCAGUCCUGUAGGAUGUACAAGUCCCUGGGACUUUCGUAUUUAAAUGCAGCUGCUCCCUUUUGGACUUCGGGAGCCGAAACCUUACACGGGAGCCACCGGGGAAGAAAUGUUGCCUGCCGGUGUUGGUCUGCAAAUCAUGGAAUUGUAAGGGACCACGGGGGGUCAUCUAGUUUGACCCCUUGCAAUGCAGGGAUCGUUUGCCCAACAUGGUGCUUGAACCCAU